GGCUCCCGGGAGGUUGAUAAAGCGGCGGCGGCGUUUGACGUCAGCGGGGAGUUAAUUUUAAAUCGGUACAAGAUGGCGGAGGGGGACGCGGCAGCGCGGAGGCAGCAGCAGCAGCGCCCGCCCCAGGAGCUGCGGCGGCGGCGGCGGGGGCGGCCUCGGAGCGGAGAUUCGGCGGUCCAGGACAACCACGUCUCGUCCCCGUCCUCGCUAGGUGAAGAUUAUGAAGAUGAUGAGCUGGUAAACUCAGAUGAGGCUAUGAAGAAACCCUGUCCAGUACAGAUUGUUCUUGCUCAUGAAGAUGAUCACAACUUUGAGCUUGACGAAGAGGCACUGGAGCAAAUUUUGUUACAAGAGCAUAUACGCGAUCUUAAUAUCGUGGUGGUAUCUGUGGCUGGAGCUUUCCGUAAAGGGAAAUCAUUUUUAUUGGACUUCAUGCUGAGAUAUAUGUAUAACAAGAAUUCGUCUAGCUGGAUUGGUGGAAACAAUGAACCAUUGACUGGCUUUACGUGGAGAGGUGGAUGUGAGAGAGAAACAACAGGCAUUCAGGUCUGGAAUGAAGUGUUUGUGAUUGAUAGGCCAGAUGGAACAAAGGUUGCUGUACUGCUAAUGGACACCCAGGGUGCCUUUGAUAGCCAAUCAACUAUCAAAGACUGUGCAACUGUAUUUGCUUUGAGCACUAUGACAAGUUCUGUUCAGGUAUACAAUUUAUCUCAGAAUAUUCAAGAAGAUGAUCUUCAGCAUUUACAAUUGUUUACAGAGUACGGAAGACUUGCAAUGGAAGAAAUCUACCAGAAACCAUUUCAGACAUUAAUGUUCUUGAUUCGAGAUUGGAGUUAUCCGUAUGAGCAUUCAUAUGGCUUGGAAGGAGGAAGACAGUUCCUUGAAAAAAGAUUACAGGUAAAGCAAAACCAGCAUGAAGAACUGCAGAAUGUCAGGAAGCAUAUUCACAAUUGUUUCUCUAACCUUGGUUGUUUCCUGUUGCCACAUCCUGGUCUUAAAGUUGCAACCAAUCCAAGUUUUGAUGGGAGAUUGACUGAUAUUGAUGAAGACUUUAAAAAAGAGCUUCGCAAUCUGGUUCCAUUACUGCUUGCCCCUGAAAAUUUGGUAGAAAAAGAGAUAAGUGGAUCCAAAGUGACUUGUAGAGAUCUUGUAGAAUACUUUAAGGCUUAUAUUAAAAUCUAUCAAGGUGAGGAGCUUCCGCAUCCUAAAUCUAUGCUUCAGGCAACAGCUGAAGCUAACAAUCUUGCUGCAGUAGCAGGAGCAAGGGACAGCUAUAGCAAAAACAUGGAGCAGGUAUGUGGUGGAGAUAAGCCUUACAUUGCACCUUCGGAUUUAGAAAAAAAACACUUGGAUUUCAAGGAGGUGGCUGUCAAACAGUUUUGUUCUGUGAAAAAAAUGGGUGGAGAUGAGUUCUGCCGUCGUUAUCAAGACCAGCUUGAAGCCGAGAUCGAUGAAACCUAUGCAAAUUUUGUAAAGCACAAUGAUGGCAAAAACAUCUUCUAUGCUGCUCGCACCCCUGCCACACUGUUUGCAGUCAUGUUUGCUAUGUACAUAAUCUCAGGACUGACUGGCUUCAUCGGCCUGAACUCGAUAGCCAUCUUGUGUAACCUUAUAAUGGGUUUAGCACUGACCUCCCUUUGUACUUGGGCAUAUGUUAAAUACUCUGGGGAGUUCAGAGAAAUUGGAACAAUGAUUGAUCAAAUUGCUGAAACACUAUGGGAACAGAGGAGUCCCAGGAAGGUAUUGAAGCCCCUGGGUGAUAAAUUGAUGGAGGAAAACAUAAGGCAGUCUGUAACAAACUCUAUCAAAGCAGGCCUGACUGACCAGGUGUCUCAUCAUGCCCGAUUAAAGACAGACUGACAGUUCAUCUCCUCUUCAACUCUGCUGUCCCGUCCUUUUUCAUGCUUGCUGUACAAUGAGAACUCAAAAUAAACCAAAGUUUACAAUCCACUAUAGAAGUAGUUUAGUAUAACUGGCUCCACAAAUUGUUGCCACAGAGUGUGAAAAUUGGUUGUUGGUUUUAAGCAUUCUCUUCACUUGCUUCCAAGACACAAAUUAGUGCCAUGGAGACUGAGAGAGGAGCAUUCUUUUAUCACGCACAUUUGUGCCAUGUUUAAUUCUUAAUCUGCAGUCUCUGGCUUGUUAGAAAAAGUCGUCGUCUGAAAGGGAUGUAUCAGGGAAAUAUUUUGAGAAUCUAUUAAAGUGAAAUCUUUUAACAGAAUGUAAACAUACAGUGUCCCAUUGAGAUUUUAAUUUCUGGAGUAGCUGUGAAUCAGUCAGUUUGAGAUAGUAGUGACAACUGGCACCAGGGAUGUCUCUGUUGAGCCACGACAUUAAAAAUAUAGAUUGCUUUACUGCCGUCAGUACCAGUGUUACACAAAGUGCAUGUAUCAUCAUCAGAUGUAUCAUCAGAUCUCCACAGAAAUGACAUGAUGUAACCCUUGUCACUGAGGAAGCAAUUUUGGAGUGUACAUUUGUCUUGCCUUCUUCAAUUCCAUAGACCUGCCCUAAAAGCAGAUGUAUAACUGGGAAAUGGAGCUGUCUCUUCUGCAGGUUAGCCUUUGUGUACAUAAAAUAUGCCAUUAAUUGUAUUGGGGGAGAAAUUCCAUCCCAAAAUGUUGCCUACAGCUAUGAGUUAGGAUUGUCUGUACAGUGUGUAGCUUUUAUUUUCUAAAAUCACAGAUAGGGCAUGUAUAUGAAUUAUAAAUAUAUAAAUACGAUUUUGUAUUAAAGUUUUGUAGUUUAUGGCAAAAUCUGGUUCUGUAGUAGGCUAAGUAUGGUUUAUGUAAAGGAAUGUUUGUGGCUCAUGUAAAUGUGUGAAUGCAUAAACAAUUUGAAGUUUUUGAUAUAUUUGUGAUAUUUACCUGCCUUGAGCACCGCAUUUCACCAUCACUUCCCUUCCUCCCCCCUGCCCCCAAUGGGAAUUCAGUGGGAAUGUUUGUUGUGAAACUUUGUUUUCCGUUGCAUUUUGAAGUUAUUUCCUGUAAUUUAUUUUCAGUACAUAAUUAAAAAUUGGUUGUGUAUGUGCAUAUAUACAUAUAUAUAUGUAUAUAUGAAAUGAAACUUGUGAUUCUUUUUUUAAGGAACUCUUCAAAUAUAUAUUCCACAACACAAACCAUGUUUGUUUAUAUUAAAAUGAGCAUGAGCAGGAAAUGCCCAAAUGACAGCUCCUAAAGUACUAUUCCUUGAAAUGAAGCUAAAUUUGUGAAAGAAUACAAUUAUUCUUCCAUGUCUGUCUCUGUUAGAAGAAGAAAAAAAAAUGUUUCAGUCUAGAUGUAAUUGUGGGGUUUUGUUUUUCUUGGUGUUCAUUUGUUUUCAUUUUGGGGAUAAUAAGUUAAGGUGAUAUUCUAUAGUGACCUACACUUGUGAAGGCACGUGGUUUGUUCUUUAAGUGAAAAAGAAAGUCAGAUGUCACGUUCUAUGUUGAGAGUUUUGAAACACACUUUGAUUUUGUAUCUUUUUUUCCCCCUUGGAAUUUUGUUUUUAUUAUGGAUUGUAUUUAUUUCUAUCCACAUUAAAUUGAUACCAGCUCACCUAUUUUCAAGCAAAAAGAAUCCACCUGAAGUUUGUAUGUUUUCUUUUCUCACCAUGUUUAAUGAUGCUGUGGAUUGUUUAUGAAUAGAAAAAUAAAAAGUUGGCUGUGUCAUAGCAAA
Dromiciops gliroides (monito del monte) is the source of this 3653-nucleotide messenger RNA. It is a transcript of the gene ATL2, whose product is annotated as atlastin GTPase 2. Lineage: Eukaryota; Metazoa; Chordata; Mammalia; Microbiotheria; Microbiotheriidae. The record is from RefSeq and is a predicted model, not a curated record. Gene Ontology annotation, biological process: endoplasmic reticulum organization; protein homooligomerization. Gene Ontology annotation, molecular function: GTP binding; GTPase activity. The transcript is spliced from 14 exons. The coding region runs from base 73 to 1860 and encodes 595 amino acids.